AUGAUGUUUGCUUGCACUUCACCGGGAGAUAAGUUGGACAACAAAUUUAAUAAUGUUCGUGGUCCACCAACAAUAAGAAUCCAAGGUCAAGCUUGCCACCACAUUGGAAGUUUACUGCCACCUGAAGGCCAACCACCCAAAUUUGCCAACUAUACAUAUAUGAUACCGAGAAUGACGUUACAAAUAGAAUGGACACUUUCAGAGACAAAAACAACAUUCAUCCCAAUAUAUUCCAAAACUUGUUAG
Molecule: messenger RNA, 246 nt
Organism: Lathyrus sativus (Indian pea)
Lineage: Eukaryota; Viridiplantae; Streptophyta; Magnoliopsida; Fabales; Fabaceae
Source: the annotation of a GenBank genome assembly